Folsomia candida is the source of this 971-nucleotide messenger RNA. RefSeq lists its product as uncharacterized. The record is from RefSeq and is a predicted model, not a curated record. Bases 166 to 801 code for a protein of 211 amino acids. The transcript has 2 exons. NCBI's taxonomy places the organism in Eukaryota, Metazoa, Arthropoda, Collembola, Entomobryomorpha, Isotomidae.
UAUGUGGGUGAUGAAGGAGAAAACGUGGAAUUUUCAUAUAAAAGGAAUUAUUUUUGCGAAACUGGCAAAGUUUUUGAUUUGCGACACAUUCCGUUCAAGUGGUGCUUGAAAGUUCUUCUGAAACUUCUUUGCAGCUCAUUCAUUCCUUUUCCUGUUCCCACAAUCAUGAAAGUUUUAUUUGGCUGCCUGUUGGUCGUCGUUGGGACGCUGCUUCAUACGAAUGCCGUCGUGAUUUCUGAAGAGGAACAAAUGGCGCUGGAAAUUUCCGGAGUGAUGUUGCCACCAAAGAAACUUACAAAAACGAUUGGUGAGCAUCUCCGAGCCAUAAGAAAGUUCUACCCACAAAUGGAGAGGAUUCAACACAGGCCGAAAUGGAUUCCUGGAGAAUUGCUCCUCGCAGCGGACGCCAGUGCGGUGCAGAAGCUCAAUUCCAGUCGGUAUGGACCUGUCAAGACUGCGGAGAAAGUUACUGGAGAGGAGGACUCUUCGUCGACUUUUCACGUUAUCUUUGAUAAGCCAUACCAUCCGGCAAGACUCGUAGAACGGGUCCAAUCCGAACUGGCGAUUCAGGAGGUUGAGGGCAACUUGAUUUUUGGGGAUGGGAAUGACAUCACGUACCACCCGACAGCCCCGACCUAUGCGACCUACACGUUCAAAAUGGGAUGGGGGGAUUGUAGCUCGGGCUGUAUUUAUAAACACUUUUGGGAAUUUUCCGUCGCCCCGUCAGAGGAAACUGUGACCGUCAAGCUGGAGAAGGAGUAUGGAAGUGAUUUGAAUAAUAGGGAAUUUGUCAAGCCGUAAUAAUUGACACAGUCAGAGAGAUCGAGGUUUAAUUUAUUUUGCUAUUACAUUUAUACACUAUUGUUUGAUUGGCGAAUUACUAAAAUGUCAUGCGAAAUGUAUGUAUGAAAUCGUCUAUUGGAGAGGAAUAUGUAUUUAAAUAAAUUUGGUGAAUUUCUAAAGACAUGAAA